AUUGCCUUCCCACCCCCCACCAAGAUGGACCAGGCAACUGGGGUUGAGCCUGACCAGCACGACCAGCAUGAUCACCACGGCCAUGCCCAGGCGGCGUAUUACGAGCAAGCACUGCUUCAAGACGACGGACCGCUAAAAGACGACAAGUUCAAGCUCGCUGUCCAAAGCCUCUUUGUGUGCGAAUGUGGUAAGCACAUCGUGAACGCGAACGAGUACAACAUUGCGAGGCACAAGUCCAGCAAGCGACAUGCCGAAGCGCUGACAAACAGUGACUCGGAAUUCUUUAUCUGCGAAUGUGGCAAGCGUCUGCUUCGGUCGCAAAAAGAGAACGAAGACAACAUGGCGCAACACCGCGCAAGUCGGAAACACAUCCAAGCGAUGGCAAAGAAGCAGAAACUUGUGCAUACGGAUUUGGGCAUUCCAGGAAGACCCGAUGACACUGUGUGGGCAUCAACUUUACAAUCCCUUCGUAGCCAAGUCUUAAGUCUCGAACUCAUCAAAGAAGCCGAGGACGAGCUCAUGCGCGGGUUGUCGUCGUUGGAGCAGGAGUAUCAGCGAACGAGCUCGCUCUUAACGAUGAUGGAGAAGACCCAGCAUAAAGCGCUGCAAAAGGCUGAGAAGUUGCAGAAUGACAAUAUGGCGAUCAAGGCGUCUGUGGCGGCAGUGCUGCAGGCGCGGGACCAGGUACUGAAUGAAUUUCACCCACAAUGUCGUUUGUGAAGUCUUGCACAGGAGUUGAAAAUCCUCAAGAACAUUGCUGAUUUGAUGUGAUGCUUGGUCGUUUUACCAAGAGCGAGAGCCUAACAGGCUGUUGACGAAGAUGCACCUCCUCCGCAGUCGUCAUUGACCCUUGUGUGCGAGGGAGAACUAAAGCAUCAUGUCGCCUAUUUGGCUCGGUAUCGCUGCCCCUCGUACCAUAGUGACUCCGCGCUAAUCCCACGCUCCCGCCAGACACGAAUUCCCCACAACCUAGAACAAUGAGGCGACUGGUCAGGUACAUCGUGUUUAAAAUACAUUUUAAAUUAAGUUGUUUGGCU
Aphanomyces invadans is the source of this 1037-nucleotide messenger RNA. RefSeq lists its product as hypothetical. Bases 25 to 720 code for a protein of 231 amino acids. Lineage: Eukaryota; Oomycota; Saprolegniomycetes; Saprolegniales; Verrucalvaceae. The transcript has 6 exons. The record is from RefSeq and is a predicted model, not a curated record.